CCUUUUCAGAAAGAUAGAUACUACAAAAAUACAAAAUUUUAACUCAUCCUUAAAAUUAAAACCACAAACGAAUACAAAGCACACAUGAUUACCACAGCAAGAACAACAAAACCACGUUACAAAACAAAACCCAGCUAAAAAGCAUCCAACUCAAUCAUCAAAAUAAUCAAUUCUUUUCUUCUCUCUUCAGUUCUCUCUUCCCUCAGCACAAACAUCCCAUAGCCACUGCUUAACCACGAAGAAACCAAGACAACAAAACACACUUUCCCCCCUGUUCUGCUCUGUUCUGUCCUGUUCUUUCCACGCUGUUCUUCACCGUUUCAACAAAAACAUGAUCCACCCCAUUUCAUGUUUCCUCUUCCUACCCUCAAAUUCUCCAUAAAGUUCAUCUCUUUUCAAUCCAUUCUCAACUGGGUCACUCACAAUUCCAAAGGGUGUCACAUCGUUAGAUCUCAAAUUCUUCAGCUCCAAUGGCGUCGUGCCCCGCGAAUUCCUUCAACUUCAACACCACCCUCUGCGCGUGCACCCCCGGUCACGUGCUACAGCACGUGAGGAACACGUGCGUGCUCUACGAGGGGAAUUCCACAAUCCUCACCGAUUCUGGCGUUGACUACUACGCGCUGAGCUUCCCCGAGACGCUCUUCGCGUUCGACACCAUCAAGAAGUUCACGCAGUCGCAGGCGGUGUUCUUGGAAGUCACGCUCGUGAUGCUUCUCUCGUGGCUUCUGUUCUGCGUGUUUCUGAGGUGCACGAAGCUGGGUGAUGGGAGGAAUGUUUGGUUCAAGAUCAGGUGGUGGAUCAGUAGGUUGGAUAUUUGCUUUGCCACAAGGCACUGGCUGGAUGAUCAGAAAGUGGUCACUAAACGCAAAACAGAACUUGGUGGAGCUUUCUCCAUGGCAAGUUGGAUACUAUUUAUUGGUUUAUUUGCCGUGUUGCUGUACCAGAUCAUAUCAAAGAGAUCAAUUGAGGUGCACAAUGUCAGAGCAACAAAUGGACCGGAAUUAGCCUCUUUUAUCAAUGACAUGGAGUUCAAUAUAACAACUGUAUCUAGUAUGAGCUGUGCAAAUCUACGUAAUCUGGGUAAUAUAGUUACGGGGAAUCCUGGCUUCAUUGACCAAAGAGUUGUUCCUCUCUCGACUUUAGCAAACUACUCUUGUUACAACUCAAGCAUGGGACCAACUAUAGCACUCAAGUGUAAAAACUGCAAGGUCAUCUAUGAUCACAUGUACAUUUCAUGGCAGUUUGUUGAUCUCCCCAAUAGUCCUGCCAUUGCUGUUGGUUUUGAGUUUAGACUCACUUCAAUGGAUAUUGCUAAGAAACAUGUGAGUUUCGUUAGUGGAACACUAAAGAAUGGGAGUGAUUUUGAUGAUAGCCCGGUUACAUUCAGAGGGAAUCAAUCGAAUAUUGUGAAAUUCAAUUUGUUCCCUCGAAUAUAUCAUAAUUUACAUGAGCUAAAGCUCAUACAGCCUUUAUUUCACGAGUUCAUCCCAGGUUCAGUUUUGCGUGAUACUAAUGAGCUUCGAGCAUCCCUUGAAAGUUCUACUGAUGGACUAGUCAACACUACAUUGUUUAUCAAUUUUCUCUCUGAUUAUGUUGUGGAAAUUGAUAAACAGAAUAUUUUGGGUCCUGUGAGCUUCCUUGCGGACCUUGGUGGCUUGUAUUGUAUUAGCAUAGGCAUCUUUUUCUACCUGUUGAUACAGUGCGAGUAUAGGAUAAAGAAGCUCAGAAAUGAAGAUAGCAUUAUGCGCAGAAUUAGAAAUCGGCGUAAAGCUCAAGAACAUUGGGACAAACUGAGGAAAUAUGUAAUGUACACCUACGGCUGUCCUACAAUAGACAACAACUACAAUAGCACUGGAAAGGAAACAGAUUGUGGUGGAUGUAUGUUGCAUUCAGUUCGUGGUAGUGGUUCAUCACGUAAACGAAGGCUGAAAAGCAGAAAAGAUUCUAUAAGUUUGUACCAGAAACCUAGCUUACCUGAUAACAAGUCAGCGAGCUGCAGGCCGCUUGGAUCCACAAAUGAUUCCAAAUUGAAUUCUGAGAAUAUGGCAAAGCAGCAGAAUGCUGUUUCAUGCUUGGAUUCCCCUCAGUCUCAAGAAUCUUCUAUUAUUGAUGAUAAAUUCAUUCCUCCUCCACCUUCACUAGAAAUUAAGGGUGGCUCUGAAAUGGACUUGUCCGAUAUUCAGAAGAAUCUAAAAAAUUUGUACGAGUAUAAUGUCAUGCUAAGGGACAAAUUAUUAGCUGCACAAUCACUGCUCAAUUCUUCCUCAACUAGGCACACUUCUUCAGUAAACUCUUCAGUAAAUAACAAGGAAACUUAGGUAUCUUUGCAAACAGGAGCCUUUAUCAGUGCACCUUACUCAGAUUGUUCCAUGGUUUUUACAAGCAUGGAUGUUCCACAAUGGAAGUUGAUUCUUGAUUGAAAACUGACCAAACGGAACAAAAGAUUGGGAAAUCUUUGCAAAAUACAAAUUCAAGAAUGUGCUGUAUGGACCUCUCUACUACUCCUGGCCAGAUAUUCCUUCCUACAUUUAAAGCUGCUAAGUGUGGACUAAGCAUUGUGAUCCACAUUUGUGUGAGAAAAGGGAUUUUGGUUCUUUCAUGUUGAUUUUCGGUGACAAUAUUCAUUUCACAUAACCUUGUACAGCCAUUGAUUUGUUUUGUGCACACUGCACAGUAGAGUAGCAUCCAACGUGUUCUUACAGGCAUUACUGUUGUGAAUGAAUAGUCCUUCAGAACGUAA
Glycine soja is the source of this 2740-nucleotide messenger RNA. RefSeq lists its product as uncharacterized. NCBI's taxonomy places the organism in Eukaryota, Viridiplantae, Streptophyta, Magnoliopsida, Fabales, Fabaceae. The transcript has 8 exons. Bases 471 to 2318 code for a protein of 615 amino acids. The record is from RefSeq and is a predicted model, not a curated record.